AUGCAACCUUUCCUUUUCAGAGCCUCUUCUUCUCUCACUCGACCAUCCUGCGGCGGUUUCACAUCAACAAUUGCGGUCUCUUAUUCUUAUAGGGCAUUGUCUGACAGGGCAGACGAGUGCUUGCUGAAGAAUAAGUUUGGAGAGUUCUAUAAACGGUUUUACUCGGCUGUCUCUGGGGAUGCGGGGCCGACGAAGAAGGGCGCUGGCGGUGGUGACGGAAAUGGGGCAAUAGGGUCCGGUGAAGUCAGAGAGACACGACGCGGGGGCGAAAGGACAACCUUCACUGUUACGACCUUCACUGUUACAACCUUCACAGUUAAAGCCUUCACCGUUACAACCUCCGCCGAUACAACCUCCGCCGAUACAACCUCUGCCGAUACAACCUUCACCGAUACAACUAUCACCGCUUCCCCAAAACAGAAACAAAUCUGGAGAAUCUGA
This is a messenger RNA of Morchella sextelata, 441 nucleotides long. RefSeq lists its product as uncharacterized. The record is from RefSeq and is a predicted model, not a curated record. The transcript has 2 exons. Bases 1 to 441 code for a protein of 146 amino acids. Lineage: Eukaryota; Fungi; Ascomycota; Pezizomycetes; Pezizales; Morchellaceae.